Drosophila takahashii is the source of this 3064-nucleotide messenger RNA. RefSeq names its product forkhead domain 3F. NCBI's taxonomy places the organism in Eukaryota, Metazoa, Arthropoda, Insecta, Diptera, Drosophilidae. Gene Ontology annotation, biological process: regulation of DNA-templated transcription. The record is from RefSeq and is a predicted model, not a curated record. Gene Ontology annotation, molecular function: DNA-binding transcription factor activity; cis-regulatory region sequence-specific DNA binding. Gene Ontology annotation, cellular component: nucleus.
GCGAGUCGGUUAGCCAGGUCGGACCAACCAGUUCCCUCUCCAAACUGAACUAAAAAUAAAUAAAUAAAAAAAUAAUAAUUAGGAAAAUCAAAUAUUUAUCUACACAAUACACGUCAAUUUUUUUCCCGUGCCUUUCUGCCUUUGCCUUUUUUCACCGAGUGUGCGUUGUGUGUUUUUCCUGGCUUACGUGAUUGAAAUUGAGACAGCCAGGACAUCAUGAUUGUCAACAUGCCCGUCAACGGCACGGGCAGUGCAUCCAGCCCCACAUCGAACCCCAAUCCCGGCAACAACAACCUGAACAACAACAACAGCAGCACCACCAAUCAAAAUAAUAGUAGUCUUCCCGGGGACUACAAUUUCCUGAAGCGCAAGUACGACGAUCAAGAGGAUCUGGCCUUGGGCCAGGUCUACGAGCCGAUCGAAUCGAAUCCCUGGAAGAAGCGGCACCUGGACUACGACCCAGCCGGCGAUCUGCAGUUCCACCUGCAGCUGGAACAGCCGGCCAGCAAUCCGAAUCCGGCAGUUAAUCCAGCUGCACCCGCCCAAUCCCAAUCCCAGUCGCAAUCUCAGUCGCAGUCUCAGUCAUCCACGACGUCCUUCAUCAACGAUCUCUUUGCCUACGACAGCAGCCUCCUGGUGCCCACCGCCGCCUACUCCCACUGCCCCCCGUCGAGUGCUCCGCUGGAGGACAAUGGCGGCUGGACGGGUGGCGAGCUCCUGGAGCUGGACCAUCGCUACAACUCCGGCCUGCAGGCGGAGCUGGGACAACUGAAUGCCACGCUGCCGCCGCCGCCGCCAGCCACGUCAUCAUCAUCAUCUCAGAACUCUGCACCACAGCAGCCCAAUCCUGGCCAGAAUCCCAAUCACAGUCAGAACUUUCUGGUGCCGCAGAAGCAGCGGCUACUGUCGGCGGGUCGACGCACCUCGUCGGGCUCCCAGGGAAGUGGUGUCGCCCACGAAGCCACCGAGGCGGACUUCGAGGACAAGAACCUGUCCUGGCUGCUGAACUUCAAGUUCGACGAGUUCCCGCACCUGUCGCCGCACAAUCAGGUCCACGGACAGGCAGUCAAUCUGCCGGAAGGCGGUGCUCCUCACCCACAUCCUCCUGCCUCCACGGCGAUGGCGAUCAGCACGUCACCCUGCAGUUCCGCCUCGCCCACAUCCGCCUCCGUCUUAUCCGCCGCCUCAGCCACGAACUCGACGCAUUCCCUGGGAUCGGGAAUGAUGGAUCAACGGGCCAGGUCGCCGAAGAGCUGCUCCAGUGCGGCGAUGCCAACGAGCGGAGGAGGUGGAGGUGGAGCAGGAGGAGGCGGCUGCUCUGGAGUCGCUGCCUCUCCAGCAGCCGGAGUGGGCUCCACCAAGACGGGCCGCAAGUUCGAGGAGCUGGUGAUGGAGGUCACCUCGGAGCUGGACGGCAACGACAUGAUCGUCGCCGAGCACGUUGUCGUCGAGGAUACAUCGUCCAAGGCGCCAAAGAAACCACCGUUCACCUACACGGAGCUCAUCGAAUACGCCCUCGAGGAUAAGGGUGAGCUGACUGUGUCGGGCAUAUACCAAUGGAUAUCCGAUCGCUUUCCCUACUACAAAUCCAAUGAUGACCGCUGGAAGAACUCAGUUCGACACAAUCUCUCGAUUAACCCACACUUUCGCAAGGGCGUGAAGGCGCCUCAAGGAGCCGGUCACCUGUGGGCCAUUUCCAGCGGAGAUUCGGCCGAGAAUGUCCUGGCCUGGGAGCAUAAGAAGCAGCGACUGGAUUUAUUCUUUAAAAUGGAGUCGAUCAACCGUGAGCGCAUUCAGCAGCACCAGCAGCAGCAGCAAUUGCAGCAGCAACAUCAGCAGCAGCAGCAACAGCAACACUCGCCGCAGCAGCAGCAGCAACAUCAGACGGCACAGCAGGCCAGCAGUUGUCUCUACGAUGAAGCGGCGGUGGCAGCCGCCACUCUCACCCAGGAAAUGAUGCAGUCGUCCGGCGGUGGCAACGAGGCCACCCAGCAGCAGCAUCACCACAGCCACCAGAACCACCAGAGCCACCAUCACAACCAUCACCACCAAAGACUGUUGCCCUUCAACGAUCUGCUGAGCGACGACGAGCUGCGAAAGACGGCGGGCCAGAUUCUGAAUGGAAUCCAUCGCGAGGUGGAGGUGCAGUCGGUCAACUCCAUCAUCAGCACUUAUCACGAUGUCCUGCUGGAUAAUGACUAUCUCAAUCCCAUACACAAGGAUGUGGUGGUCACGGAAAGUGUCCUGCGGCAGCAGCACGGCAACCUGGGCGGCGGCAGCCACAACCAUUUGGGCGGCAAUGGGCACAUGGGCAGCGGGAGCGGAAGUGGAAGCGGCAGCUCGCAGUACUACAUCACCGAGAUCGAUCCCAUGGAGCUGGGCAUCCAGAUGUCGCACCAGGUGGAGCCCUCCGAGGAGGAGGUGCUCUUCAGCGACGAGUUCAACCUCAACUACUUUGGCUACAAUCCCGGCAGCGAUAUAGUCGCUUGACCGCGCAGACAGCAGACUCCAGUUUCAGCUCCUCCAGCUCCCGCUCAGCCAAGCAAUUGAACUAUACAAAUAUAUAGGUAUAUCUAUAUAUUGAUCGAUCCUGCUCGAUGCCAUGACAACAAUCGUAAUUGUAGCCGAUCUACUCAUAAGCCAACUCUAAACGAAUACUAGUCACACUUGAACAACACUUACAUGUAACCACCUAAACCAAAGUCCCAUUUACCAUUUACCAUUUAGACCCUAUGUAUAGUCUAGUCUUGAGUGUACCAAUAACAACCCCAGCCCCCCUCCACAACAAGUCAUAUUUUUUUGUCUAUACUUUAGUUGAAUACCUAGCCGAUAAGUAGCUUGCUAGCCCUAAGUACUUACUCGUAUAUCUAUGUAUCUAUCUGCAGAUAUUACAUACUUAGCUCUUGCUCGUCUCCGAAUUUAGUUAAGUGUUUUUACAUGUAGCCGAAUAUCCGUAAACAAUACCAGGCAGAUUGAUCUCCUCUCCUCUUAAAUGUUACCGAAACUAGGUCUAGAGAGCAGACAAGUAAUACCCAUGUCCGUAGAACUAAUGGCACCUAACUGG